Messenger RNA from Aspergillus heteromorphus CBS 117.55, 1000 nucleotides. RefSeq names its product extracellular proline rich protein (gene aclF). The record is from RefSeq and is a predicted model, not a curated record. The transcript has 3 exons. Lineage: Eukaryota; Fungi; Ascomycota; Eurotiomycetes; Eurotiales; Aspergillaceae. Bases 295 to 684 code for a protein of 129 amino acids.
CAGUGGGUCUCCACAUCGUAGCCCAUGGUCCAAUUCUAGAAUCUCAAAAGAGAAAGACAACUCAUUUGAUUGGACUCUCUAACUAUUCACAGUAUGGCUCGUUUCAUGGACAAUGGUUCUGAACGGAUGGUACGUAGCCUUAUAUUGCGGAUCCAGCUUUGGGGCCCUGGGCCUUCUUAAACCGGGUCUCUCCCUGUCCCUGCGCUGCUUUCUUUCUUCAAUUGCAUUCUUUCAGAUUAAAGAAGAAACCACUUCAAUCCCCUUUCUUAUAAAAACACUCCAUUCAAAGACACAAUGUUUGGUGAAGGCAUCCUGAGCUGGUUCCGCUCCAACAAGGAGUCGGCCCCCGAGACCACCUGGGACGCUAACACAUUGACCAUGACCCAGCCCCAAAGCCCGGCUGGACUUCCUACUGAGGGUGUUGUUACCGGCCAGCCUAUGCCGAACAACAACAUGGAACUGAGCCUUCGUGGUGGUGGCCCUCCCCCCGGACCCGGUGAUGACUGCUGCUGCUGCUUCGACUGCUUUUGCUGCUGUGGUGACUGCUGCGGCCCCGAUGGUCCCCCCGGCGGUUUCGGUGGCCCUGGUGGCCCUGGUGGCCCUGGUUUCGGCGGUCCUCCGGGUCCUGGUGGUCCUGGUGGUCCUGGUGGCCCUGGUGGCCCCGGCGGCCCUGGAGGCUGGUGAUAAUAUCCAGCAACGAUCAUGUUUUGUUUACUCGUUUUAUCCGCCACGCCCGAAUUUGAUACCACUAUGUUGAACAUGCUGUUGUGGCGCAACGAGAGAUUGCCUCUCUUGUUUGCGGGAUGGACUACUUCUGGAGUGUUAUUGUGUAUAAGGCGCAGGAUGGAUACAUGCUUUGCGCGCCUAUUUCUUGUACAAAUUUAUGUCAUUUUUGUUGAAACCGUUCGAUCAUACUUCUGCGGGAAGGAACUACUUUAUCAAGGACAAACAUUUGUUUCUUGCCUGUAUACUUAUCAAUUGUCAGGCCUCCUACUCCGUA